This is a messenger RNA of Gaeumannomyces tritici R3-111a-1, 219 nucleotides long. RefSeq lists its product as hypothetical. NCBI's taxonomy places the organism in Eukaryota, Fungi, Ascomycota, Sordariomycetes, Magnaporthales, Magnaporthaceae. The record is from RefSeq and is a predicted model, not a curated record. The coding region runs from base 1 to 219 and encodes 72 amino acids. The transcript is spliced from 2 exons.
AUGGGCUCUGCGGACAACGCAACCCGCCGCCGCCGUGAGACGGAGACUACAUUGCCCACACGUAGCCUAGGCGGACGGGUCUCGUGUGGUAUUAUUCAUACGCCGACGCGAGGAUCUUGUUACAAGACCCUUUUUAGCGAGUCCAUCGGGAGGGCACUACGUAGUACGUCUAGCACCAUCACCACCACUUAUGACGCGAAGACGAAAAGAGGUAGAUGA